Molecule: messenger RNA, 2216 nt
Organism: Melospiza georgiana
Lineage: Eukaryota; Metazoa; Chordata; Aves; Passeriformes; Passerellidae
Gene: FAAH2
Product: fatty acid amide hydrolase 2
Exons: 11
Coding region: 1-1602 (533 amino acids)
Source: RefSeq, a predicted model, not a curated record
AUGGCGCUGUCGCGCGCGGAGCGCUGUCUCGCGUUGCUGCUGCGGCUGCUGUCGCGCGCCUGCCUCGCGCUGCUCGCGCUGCUGCCGCCGCCGCGCGCCGGCCCCGCGCGCGCCGCUCCGCGCGCCGUCCCGCCGCCGCGGCGCGCGCUCCUGCUGCUGCCCGCGCGGCGCCUCGCGGAGCUGCUCCGCGCGCGGCAGGUGGCGUGCGUGGAGGUGGUGGAGGCGUACGUGGAGAGGAUCAAGGAGGUGAAUCCCCUCAUCAAUGCCGUGGUUAAGGACAGGUUCGAGGAGGCCCUGCAGGAAGCCCGGCAGGUCGAUAAGCUGCUUGCGGAGAGUCCUGGCGAUGACUGCCUGGAGGAGAAGUUCCCCUUGUUGGGAGUUCCCAUCACCGUUAAGGAGGCCUUUUCUCUUUAUGGGAUGCCCAACACCUCUGGCUUGGUCAACCGCCGCAAUGUGAUCGCCACCUCGGAUGCCACUGUGGUGGCACGGCUGAAGCAGGCAGGUGCCAUCCCGCUGGGUGUCACCAACUGCAGCGAGCUCUGCAUGUGGUACGAGUCCAGCAACAGGGUCUACGGGCGGACCAACAACCCCUACGACCUGCAGAGGAUUGUGGGCGGCAGCUCAGGUGGGGAGGGCAGUGUCCUGGCAGCUGCCGGCUCAGUCGUAGGUGUGGGCUCUGACAUCGGUGGCAGCAUCCGAAUGCCCGCUUUCUUCAAUGGAGUCUUUGGCCAUAAACCCACAACAGGGGUGGUGCCCAACGACGGCCAGUUCCCCAACGCUCAGGGGGUGCGCACCAGCUACCUGUGCACGGGGCCCAUGUGCCGCUACGCCGAGGACCUGGAGCCUGUCUUGAGAGUCAUGGCCGGCCCUGGGGUCAGCAAGCUGAAACUGAAUGAGAAAGUGUCGCUGGAGAAAAUCAAAUUCCACUGCAUGGAUCAUGAUGGCGGGUCUAUUUUUGUAUCACCUGUGGACAAGGAGAUCUUGCAGGCCCAAAAGAAGGUGGUGGAGCACCUUGAAAGUGACCUUGGGGUCCGGGUUCAGCAUGUGGCAAUCCACAAGAUGAAGUAUUCUUUCCAGAUCUGGUCAGCCAUGAUGUCAUCCAAGGACAGUGAGGGACAGGAGGCACAAAGAUUCACAGACCUGCUGGGGGACCAUGGGAAGCCAGUGUGGCCGCUGUGGGAGCUGGUGAAGUGGCUCGUGGGGAUGUCUUCUCACACUCUCCCGGCUAUCGCCCUGGGACUGACAGAGAAGCUGGUGAACCUCAACCUCAGUGGGAAGGCCAAACUGGUGAGCAUGGGGAAGAGCUUACAGGAGGAGAUGGAGGCACUGCUGGGGCCAGAUGGGGUGCUCCUCUACCCCUCACACCCCACCAUCGCCCCCAAGCACCACUCCCCAAUCUGCAUGCCCUUCAAUUUUGCCUACACAGCCAUCUUCAAUGUCCUGGGCCUGCCGGUGACGCAGUGCCCGCUGGGGCUGGGCCGCGAGGGGCUGCCGCUGGGCAUCCAGCUGGUGGCGGCCUCCUACAACGACCACUUGACGCUGGCGGUGGCCCGGUACCUGGAGAAAGCCUUUGGAGGAUGGGUUUUGCCAGGGGAAGUUUAACCUUGGGCGACAGGGACAGAGGCAGUGACAAGUGCUGAUGCUUGAUCCCAUCAUGGCACUGCCUGCUCCCUCUGCAUCCCCCUGCACCCUGCUGGGAGUGGCUGGUGGUGUCUCCAGCACAGGAACAGCUGGACCACUGCCACCGAGUCCUCAUCCCUGUGGCACCCCCUGUCAGGGAGAGACCUGCCUGCAGUGGGCACCCACCCACCUUUUCCAGACCAUGGAGUUGGCCAGCUCUGUAACCUUCCUGCUUUCAAAGCGCUGCGUGAGAGCUGGGCAGAGGACGUGCUUCCAGAUUGCGGAGGGCAGCUGUGCAGCACCCCUCAGGGCUGCCUGGGCCCGUGGGGUCCUCCUUGGCCUGACCCUGCCCACAGGGCUGGACUGUGCCUGUUGCACCCAGGCUUGCUCGCCCCCCCAGUCCUCCCAGUCUCCUGCAGGCUUGCCCCCACCCGUUGACCAAAAAGGGAGGGGGGCUGGAGGAGCCAUAGGCCUGCCUCACCAACAGCGCUUUGUGCGGUGGUGGAUGCUGGGUUCUGCAGUGUGUGCAGCUGUCAGGCACAGCUGGGAGCAUUUCAGCACUGGUAUUCAGCCAGGUAUUAAAGAGCUUGUCCAGU